This is a messenger RNA of Tinamus guttatus (white-throated tinamou), 1033 nucleotides long. The record is from RefSeq and is a predicted model, not a curated record. Lineage: Eukaryota; Metazoa; Chordata; Aves; Tinamiformes; Tinamidae.
AUGGGAAGGUGGGUGGAUGCAAAAGCCGAGCCAGGAGUGCCGGGGAGGCCGGACACGCGGCUGCACUUUGGACCCUGCCAGGCCGACCUGCAGUUGGCGUGUGCCGAGUUUGUGGCCCGGCCUGCAGGAAUCUGCUCCAUGAUGAAACUCCCUGUCCAGACCUCAGCCACGGGGUUGGAUGCGGCAUUUAUCGGCGUCCCUCUGGACAUCGGCACGUCUAACCGCCCAGGAGCCAGGUUCGGUCCUCGCCACAUCCGCGCCGAGUCGGCGAUGCUGCGACGCUACAACCCAAGCACCGGGGCUGCCCCGUUCGACUCCCUCCUGGUGGCUGACGUUGGGGACGUGAACGUGAACCUCUACAACCUGCCCGACAGCUGCCGGCGCAUCCGUGGGCACUACGCAGAGAUAGUGGCUUCUGGCUGUGUGCCCCUCACCCUGGGUGGCGAUCACACCAUAACGUACCCGAUCCUGCAGGCUGUGGCAGAAAAGCACGGCCCCGUGGGGCUGGUGCACGUGGACGCUCACGCUGACACCGGUGCUGCGGCGCUGGGCGAGCCCAUCUACCACGGCACCCCUUUCCGGCGCUGCGUGGACGAAGGGCUGCUGGACUGCAGGCGCGUGGUGCAGAUCGGCCUCCGCGGCUCCUCCUACGCCCCCGAUGGCUACCAGUACAGCCGGGAGCAGGGUUUCCGCGUCGUCCUGGCUGAAGAGUGUUGGCUGAAGUCACUGGUGCCGCUCAUGGAGGAGGUGAGGGAGCAGAUGGGGGACAAACCCGUCUACAUCAGCUUCGACAUCGACAGCCUCGACCCUGCGUACGCCCCGGGGACGGGGACGCCCGAGAUAGCUGGGCUCACGCCCGCCCAGGCCUUGGAGAUCAUCCGUGGCUGCAGAGGUCUGAAUGUAGUGGGUUGUGACCUCGUCGAAGUGGCACCAAUAUAUGACGUCUUGGGUAACACGGCCCUCUUGGGGGCAAACCUGCUCUUUGAAAUGCUGUGCGUUCUUCCCAAAGUGAAAACCCUGUAAGGGCAGCACC